Molecule: messenger RNA, 3638 nt
Organism: Phyllotreta striolata
Lineage: Eukaryota; Metazoa; Arthropoda; Insecta; Coleoptera; Chrysomelidae
Source: the annotation of a GenBank genome assembly
UCAGUCCAGUUGCUUCGUAGUUGAUAAACUGCUCAAUGCAUUAUUAAUUAUUGAAUAAAUAUCGGAUUUAAUUUAUUAAGUUGUUAUUGCAAAUACAUUUAAGUUAUCCCGCGGGAAAAUGUGCGAAACCGCAUCGGCAUCUGGCACUCACCAACGGCGAACCAGCUCUUUAAAACUCUCUGUGGAAGUCAGAUAAGGAGUUUUACUCAUGUUGGAAUUCUAAGAAACUUUAACUGGUAACAUGAACAGAAAACUCCGGCUCAGCAGCAAGGGUAACAGCCAGGACGUCGGCUCGAAGCAGUACGAUGGCAAAAUAGCCGGGCUGUACGAUCUGGAGGAGACGUUGGGUCGAGGCCAUUUCGCCGUGGUCAAACUGGCCAGGCAUGUCUUUACCGGCGAAAAGGUGGCCGUCAAGGUUAUCGAUAAGAGCAAACUGGACGAGGUUUCCAAGGCGCAUCUAUUCCAAGAGGUGCGUUGCAUGAAACUGGUCCAGCACCCGAACGUGGUGCGCCUCUACGAGGUCAUAGACACGGCGACGAAGCUCUACCUGGUGCUCGAAUUGGGCGACGGCGGCGACCUCUACGAGUACAUAAUGCGCCACGAUACGGGCCUGCCCGAGAAAGCGGCCAAGGAGUACUUCAGCCAAAUCGUGCGGGCCAUAUCGUACUGUCACCAGUUGCACGUCGUGCACAGAGACCUGAAGCCGGAGAACGUGGUGUUUUUCAAAAAACAGGGAAUCGUCAAAUUGACGGAUUUCGGGUUCAGCAACAAGUUCUAUCCCGGCCAGAAAUUGGAGACAUCCUGCGGCAGUUUGGCCUAUUCGGCGCCGGAGAUCCUGUUGGGGGACUCGUACGAUGCGCCGGCCGUCGAUGUUUGGUCGCUAGGCGUGAUUUUAUAUAUGUUAGUGUGCGGUCACCCUCCAUUCCAAGAAGCCAACGAUUCCGAAACCUUAACCAUGAUUAUGGAUUGCAAGUACGAUAUACCCUCUCACGUAUCGCAGAAUUGCCAAAAAUUGAUAUCGAGAAUGUUGCUGAGGAACCCGGAGAAACGGGCCACGCUCGCCGAAAUAUCGAACCACCCGUGGCUGUGCAGCACCACGAAAACGUUGCACGCGGACUCGAUCCCGUUGGUAUCCAGGGAGCAGUUGCAAGAGGACGAUCACAAUUUCAUCGUGCAGAAAAUCGUGAACGGCAACGUCGCCACCAAGGAGGAAAUUCAAGAAUCUCUCGACAAGAACGAAUACAAUCACAUAACGGCCACGUACUAUCUGUUGGCCGAGCGGAAGUUGCGGUACAAGCGCCAAGAGCAGGCGGCCAAAAGUAAAAGGCCGGAAGAAUUGCCCGUUUUUCAAAAUACUCAAAAUGCCAAUCAAGACGAUUCGGUAUCGGUGAAGCCGAAUUUGUUGAACGUACCGAGAACACCGGGAGACAUACCGCAGAGAUCUCGCAAAUGCAGCAUAGUACAAGAGGACGAAGAAGAGGAGGACAUGUCUUCGUGCGGGGUGCGAGAAGAACUGGCCUCGACGUUGAACAGGCGCGGUUCCCGAUCGGAGGGUCGGCUGAAUUUGACGUUGCAGGAGCGCCUGCUCGAAUCGGAGAAGAGGAAACCGCCCGAAUUGAAGUACCCGUCGGGCGUCAAGAAGGCCACGGCCAAGGUGAACCAAAAACUCGAACAGCACAAGGUCAAAAGCGACACGAAGCUCCAACAACAACAACCCGUCGUACCGGUCAUCACUACUACCGAACACAAGAGCGUCGAGCCAGUCGUGGAGGCAUCCGCGGUGGAUAGUGGAGACGCGAAUGCGAGGCAAUUCGCCGGUUACAACCCGUCGUACGAUCGACGACGGGCGAAAUUCCACAAGAGCCGAACGGCUUCCUGCAGCUCGUCCGACGCCAGCGACGAUGAUAGCGAGAAACGUAAGAAACGCGCGCAGAAACUCAACACGCCGUCCAAAUCGUUCGAAACUCGAAGGGAUAGUUACGACGACAGCAGCGAUUCGCAGGAGCCGGGAACCGGAGCUGGAACGAGCGGUUUCGGAUCGUUGAAAAGCGGCGGGAUAGGCAUCGGCAACAAUACUACAAAAACAGACAGCAAAGAAUCAAAAGAGAACGAAAAACGCGAACCCUGCAACGAUAAAAACGGCAAAAACCACACCAACGUCUCGUCGUUCGAAAGAAACCACAGAUUAUGCAGGAAAAAGAGCGGCAAAACCAGAUUGCGCGAGAGCCAAUCGUUGAACCGCAUAACCGAAGUGCAAGAGGACGCCCAAGCUCUGGUCGUCUCGACGACGUUAUCGAGCAUGCCGGGCUCGUUGGCGCCGAAAGUGAAGAGCGUCGGCGCCAAGAUCCUCAACGGGCUGGGCAAAUCGUCGAAGAAGCCGAAGGAGCGCGACGAGGAUUCGUCGAGGUUGUCGCGCAGGGACCAGUCGAAGGGCUCGGAGGAGUGCAGCAAGUUGGAGAAGUGCGGCGUGAGGAAGAUACGCGUGUUCGGUCGGUACUUCCACGUGCAGAGGAAGCUGUGCAUACCGCUGGCGGGGCUGUUCCGGCGGAACGGGCUCUACAAGGCGCAGUCCUGCGGCUCGUUGACCAAAGAUAGGAUUAUGGGGGGCGCGCGCGGCAGGCCGGUUAGUUGUAUAAAGGGCGACGGGGACGUGAAUCAGAACGAGCCGAACAAACCGCUCGUUUGUAGCGAAUUGAGGGACAUUUGUACGGUGCACGUGCAUAUAGGACAGGCCACUAAAUGUAGCUUUUGUUGAGCAAAAAUUUGAAGCGUUACCAAAGGAGAGUUUUUAUUGUGAGCGGUGCGGUCUUACGUACAGGUCUGGAAACUCGGUAGGUUCGUUUAUUGUGACUUUGGGUCGAGGGUUCAUUAAACUAAAUUUGGGUUCAUUAAACUAAACGCUACCUGUUAUUAGUGACCUCUCUCGAGAGUCACAUCACCCUGUACAGGAGUUUCCUGACCUGUUAUUAUACGAUCGUGGUAAGCGGUGUCCGAUUAAUUCGAAUGUCACAUGUCAAAUGGAAUAAUUCGACGCAGUAUUACUCGUUAUUUACCUUUUUUUUUAUAGAUAGGUUUGGAAUUAAUUAAUUCAGCUCUUGAAUGUACUAACAAUAAGGACCAAAAUUAUUUUGUACUAUUUCGAAUCGGAUGUUUUACGUGUAAUCAGUGAAUUUCAUAUCAUUUUUCUGUGUAAAUGCAGCGCGGGAUGGAAGUGUUCUAUGUUUUUUUGUUUGAAUUAAAAUCUAGGUAAAAGGGGUAACAUUUGUAGAUGUAUAGAUAAAUGUCGCAUGAGUCCUUAACCAUGUAAGGUACUAGUUAAUGUUUAAAAAAAAAGUUGUAGUAUUUUACCAUUGUCCUUUGCAUCGGAUUUUAUGCGAAUUUGAUAUCCCGAGAAGAUAUUUGACAUAUGACUAAAUAAACCGUACGGGGACGCCCCCUUGUUUGUUUGUUGUUAAACUUUUUAGAUUCCUUUAUAUCGUAUUUUUCUUCGCAAUAUAUCGAUUUGUUAGUUUAUUUUACCGAGGUGUUCAGUUUAUUAUACGAAUUUUUUGCCAAAACACAACAUUGUUAACCCGAAAGACGUUUAAACUAACUUAUUUUAGAUUAGACUAUUUAUAAAUAAAUUAUUUGGAAAAUUA